UCAUCACAAAUCUCAUCAGUUCCAGACGUGUUGUACACCUGACAGCACCAUGAAGAAACUGCUCCUCUUUUUGUUAAACGUGAUCGGCCUCGUAUGCCUGGCCGUAUCCGAAGACCCGUCGAUGGCCUUCGAAGAAAACGGAAUAGUUCCGGAUGUUAUCGCCGAGAGUCCACAGGCCCUGCUACAAGUGUCGUACCCCUCUGGCCUCAAGAUCAACCUCGGUAAUGAGCUAACUCCGACACAGGUCAAACAUCAACCGUCCGUCAGCUGGGAAGCCGAACCGAAUGCGUUGUAUACACUGAUCAUGACUGACCCGGAUGCACCAUCGCGGGUCAACCCGAAAUUGCGUGAAUGGAAACACUGGCUUGUCGCUAACAUUCCCGGUUCGGAUGUAGCUUCCGGGGAUACCAUUGCCGAAUACAUCAGCUCUGCCCCACCGGAAGGAUCCGGAUUGCAUCGUUACGUGUUUCUCGUAUAUAAACAACCCGGUGGAAAAGUACAGUUCGAUGAACCCAAACAAAGCAAUCGCAAUCCCAACCGUGGAAAAUUCCAAGCGGCCGAGCUCGCCAGAAAGUACAAUCUCGGCACACCGGUUGCAGGUAACUUCUAUCAGGCUCAGUACGAUGACUACGUUCCACAGGUGUACGCCACACUCACGGAUACGAACUGACGAGGCACGCGCCCUGCCCCACUCUGACCUGAUUCCGUAAACACACCAGCACUCACUACAUAACGACAUGAUUCACAUUCUUCUAAAAUUCACCAUCCACUUAUUUUGACACCAACUUGGCAAUGUAAAUUACCGAAUGAACACCAAUAAAUAGCAACACAUAAUCUAUAA
Malaya genurostris is the source of this 841-nucleotide messenger RNA. RefSeq names its product protein D3-like. The transcript is spliced from 2 exons. NCBI's taxonomy places the organism in Eukaryota, Metazoa, Arthropoda, Insecta, Diptera, Culicidae. The record is from RefSeq and is a predicted model, not a curated record. Bases 50 to 670 code for a protein of 206 amino acids.